CCCCUACCCUCCCCCUCGUUGUAACAACCUUAAGUGUUUUUCCUUCUCAGUUCGUUUUGUUCCACCGCUGCAAACCACGACACGUCCCCGGACCGGAGAGCUUGUUUGGAUAUGGGAAGGACUAUUCAACUUGCCCCCUAUGAAUUUAUAAAAAGUUGCUUUGCUGUUUCGAUUCGCCUAUUUGGAAGCCAUUUAUGCAGAUAAGAGAGAAUGGGUUGCUGUUCAGGACGAUGUAUGCUGAUCUUCCUCUGCACUCUCCAAGUGAUGACAGCAUUGGAGAGGCAGGCUUUUGACUUCCUUGGUUACCAGUGGGCUCCCAUCAUGGUCAACUUCCUGCAAAUAAUCAUGGUUAUCCUCAGCCUCUUUGGAACCAUCCAGUACAGGCCACGCUACGUUGUUCUAUACCUGCUGUGGACAUUACUGUGGGUGGCCUGGAAUGUCUUUGUGUGCUGUUUCUAUUUGGACCUGGGAGGCCUUUCCAAGGAGAGCGACCUGCUAUCCCUGGGUGUAUCCUCACACCUUUCAUGGUGGAAAGACAACGGGCCAGGCUGUGAUGACAGGGACCUUCCUGCCACUAGGUGGCAGAGUCUGGAGAGCCCAGAACUCAUCUAUGCUCUGGGAUGCUGGCUGGAAUACCAAUACAUAGAGGUCCUACAUUGUAUCAUACAACUCCUAAUCUCUCUCUUGGGAUUCGUCUAUGCCUGCUAUAUGGUCAGCACCUUCACUGAGGAGGAGGACAGCUUUAAUUUCAUUGGUGGGGUCCAUUACCCAUCUAAAACAUCGCCGCUGUAUUUAUAGUGUACAAUUGGGCUACUAUAAGUAAAGGCUUGCAAGUGGGUUGAAAAUGACUGACAAGCAAGGAGGGCAGAAGAGGAACGAGUGAGUGAAAUACCUACUUUGGAAGAGUGAAAUCACAUCUCCAGUCACUGAAACAGAAGACAUUCCCACACUGCACAAAAACAUAAUUCCUCAGCCUCCCGGGCACUCUUAAUGCAUACUAGCCUACACCAACAGUUCAGUGCAGUUAUGGUCAAUACUAGCCUGGUCCCAGGUCAGUUUGUGCUUUUGCCUACUCCAUUUUCAUUGUCAAGCUGUUUGGCAUGACAAUUCCAUAAGUAGUUGGCAAGAGAGGAGAAACAACAGAGUGGCACCCUGCGGGCUAUACAGUAGGUCAGUACAGGUACAAUCAGAAAACUACUGAUACUUCUGACAUAACAUGUAUCAGUGUACAGGGAAUGGUAUGUGUUGUAUUUUUGGUAUUUGGAAUUUUAUUAGGAUCCCCAUUAGCUGUUGUAAAAGCAGCAGCUACUCUUCCUGGGGUCCACACAAAACAUGAAACAUAAUGCAGAAUGACAUAAUA
Messenger RNA from Oncorhynchus mykiss (rainbow trout), 1360 nucleotides. RefSeq names its product sodium/potassium-transporting ATPase subunit beta-1-interacting protein 3. Lineage: Eukaryota; Metazoa; Chordata; Actinopteri; Salmoniformes; Salmonidae. The record is from RefSeq and is a predicted model, not a curated record. Gene Ontology annotation, biological process: regulation of sodium ion transport.